AUGGGUCUCCUUCAAGAGAUCACCGGUCCUGCUGCGCAGCAGUUCCAGACCCUCGGCACCGCGUCGCAAGUUGGCGUCGUUGUCUUCGGCGUCGUGCUCCUCUCUGUCGUCAUCCAUGUCGCCAACCAGCUCCUGUUCAAGAACCCCAAUGAGCCCCCCAUGGUCUUCAGCUGGUUCCCCUUCAUUGGAAACACCGUCACCUAUGGCAUGGACCCUCCCGCCUUCUUCGAGGCCAACAAGAAAAAGUAUGGUGACGUCUUCACUUUUAUUCUCCUCGGCAGCAAGACCACCGUCGCUGUCGGCCCCCAGGGCAACGACUUCAUCCUCAACGGCAAGCAGCGCGACGUCAACGCCGAGGAGAUCUACAGCGUCCUCACUACGCCCGUCUUUGGUCGCGAUGUUGUCUACGACUGCCCCAACGCCAAGCUCAUGGAGCAGAAGAAGGUUGGUGCCUGUCUUUCAUCCCUUGUCGCCCCUCGAAUAGCAGCUGACACGCUUCCCCAUUUUCAGUUCAUGAAGAUCGCCUUGACCACUGAGGCCUUCCGCUCCUACGUCCCCAUCAUCUCCCACGAGGUCCAGAACUUCUUCAAGACGAGCAAGUACUUCAAGGAACAGUCCGGCGUCGUCAACAUCCCCCCCAGAAUGGCCGAAAUCACCAUCUUCACCGCCUCCCACGCCCUUCAGGGCUCCGAGAUUCGCAACAAGUUCGACACGUCCCUCGCCGAGCUGUACCACGACCUCGACAUGGGCUUCUCCGCCAUCAACUUUGCUCUCCACUGGGCGCCCCUCCCCUGGAACCGUAAGCGUGACGCCGCCCAGAAGGCCGUUGCCCAGAUCUUCAUGGACACGAUCAAGGACCGCCGCGAGUCUGGCCGCACCGAUGGCCUCGACAUGAUCUCCCACCUCAUGCGCUCCACGUACAAGAACGGCAUCAACGUCCCCGACCAUGAAAUUGCGCACAUGAUGAUCGCUCUCCUCAUGGCCGGCCAGCACUCUUCCUCCUCCACCUCGUCCUGGAUCAUGGCGCGCCUCGCCCAGAACCCCGCCGUUAUUGACGACCUCUACAAGGAGCAGGUCGAGGCCUUUGGUGCCGACCUCCCUCCCCUCACCUACGAAGAUCUCUCCAAGUUGCCCCUCAAUCAGGCCAUCAUCAAGGAGACGCUCCGCCUCCACGCGCCCAUCCACUCCAUUUUGCGCAAGGUCAAAUCGCCCAUGCCCGUCCCCGGCACCAAGUACGUCAUCCCCACGAGCCACAACCUUCUCUCGGCUCCCGGCACCUCGGCCACCGACCCGACAUACUUCCCGAACCCCGCCAUCUGGGACCCCUACCGCUGGCUCCCCGACUCGCCCAAUGCCCCGACCUUUUCGCGCGCCGAGAGCGCCGACGAGGAGAAGAUCGACUACGGUUACGGCCUCGUCAGCAAGGGUGCCAACUCGCCCUACCUUCCCUUUGGCGCCGGCCGUCACCGCUGCAUUGGCGAGCAGUUUGCCAAUGUCCAGCUGCAGACCAUCACAGCCGAGAUUGUGCGCCUCGUCAAGUUUUCCAACGCCGACGGCAGCAGCAACAUUAACGGCACCGACUACGCCUCGCUGUUCUCGCGCCCGUUGGAGCCCGUCAACAUUCGCUACGAGAGACGGGAGAAGGCAUGA
Molecule: messenger RNA, 1650 nt
Organism: Verticillium nonalfalfae
Lineage: Eukaryota; Fungi; Ascomycota; Sordariomycetes; Glomerellales; Plectosphaerellaceae
Exons: 2
Coding region: 1-1650 (549 amino acids)
Biological process (GO): ergosterol biosynthetic process
Molecular function (GO): monooxygenase activity; oxidoreductase activity, acting on paired donors, with incorporation or reduction of molecular oxygen; heme binding
Source: RefSeq, a predicted model, not a curated record